CCUCACUGCGUCACGCGUGCUCCGAUCCCCCAGCGAGGAGAGGAGGACAGUGCCAGGGGGAGGAGGAGGAGGAGGAGGGAAAGUGCCGUCCAAAAAGAAGAAGCGUGUUUGCUCGCAGAGAGGGAAUAUUAAAGAGGACUUGAGCGGCCACGCAAAACUCUUGACCCGCUCUUCUCCUUCCUGCCUGCGGGGCGCCGCGUUUCUCCACGGCGCUCUGCGGACGUCUUCUCUGCCUGGUCCUCCACUGCUCGGCAGGUACACUCACUCAUGGUGGACGCCAAGGGACGCAACAUGAAAUGUCUCACUUUCCUCUUGAUGCUUCCAGAGUCGGUGAAGAGCAGGUCUAACAAAGGGGCCAAGAAGGGCAGCCCCGCAACCUCCAAACUGCCCCCCGUCUGCUACGAGAUCAUCACCCUGAAAACCAAGAAGAAGAAGAAGAUGGCUGCGGAGAUCUUCCCCGCCAAGAAGUCGUCCGCGACCACCACGGUCCAGCAGUACCAGCAGCAGAACCUCAACAACAACAACACCAUCCAGAGCAGCAACUGGCAAGGGCUGUACCCCACCAUUCGAGAGAGGAACGCAGUCAUGUUUAACAAUGAGCUGAUGGCCGACGUUCACUUCCUGGUCGGGUCGCCGGGGGGAACGCAGCGGUUGCCCGGACACAAAUACGUCCUGGCUGUGGGAAGCUCGGUGUUCCAUGCCAUGUUCUACGGAGAGCUCGCCGAGGACCAGGAUGAGAUCCGCAUCCCGGACGUGGAGCCAGCGGCCUUCCUGGCCAUGCUGAAGUACAUAUACUGUGAUGAGAUUGACCUGAGUGCAGACACAGUGCUGGCCACCCUCUACGCCGCCAAAAAGUACAUCCUGCCCCACCUGGCGCGGGCCUGCGUCACCUUCCUGGAGACGAGCCUCAGCGCCAAGAACGCGUGCGUGCUGCUGUCGCAGAGCUGCCUGUUCGAGGAGCCCGACCUGACGCAGCGCUGCUGGGAGGUGAUCGACGCCCAGGCCGAGCUGGCCCUCAAGUCCGAGGGCUUCUGCGACAUCGACGCGCAGACGCUGGAGAGCAUCCUGCGCCGCGAGACGCUCAACGCCAAGGAGCUGGUGGUGUUCGAGGCGGCGCUCAGCUGGGCGGAGGCCGAGUGCUCGCGGCGGGAGCUGACUCAGUCCAUCGACAACAAGCGCAAGGUGCUGGGCCAGGCCGUGUACCUGAUCCGCAUCCCCACCAUGGCGCUGGACGACUUCGCCAACGGGGCGGCCCAGUCGGGCGUGCUGACGCUCAACGAGACCAACGACAUCUUCCUGUGGUACACGGCGGCCAAGAAGCCCGACCUGCAGUUCGCCAGCGAGCCGCGGACGGGCCUGUCGCCGCAGCGCUGCCACCGCUUCCAGUCCUGCGCCUACCGCAGCAACCAGUGGCGCUACCGCGGCCGCUGCGACAGCAUCCAGUUCGCCGUGGACAAGCGCGUCUUCAUCGCCGGCUUCGGCCUGUACGGGUCCAGCUGCGGGUCGGCCGAGUACAGCGCCAAGAUCGAGCUCAAGCGCCAGGGCGCCGUGCUGGGCCAGAACCUCAGCAAGUACUUCUCGGACGGGUCCAGCAACACCUUCCCGGUGUGGUUCGAGUACCCGGUGCAGGUGGAGCCCGACACGUUCUACACGGCCAGCGUGGUUCUGGACGGGAACGAGCUGAGUUACUUCGGGCAGGAGGGCAUGACGGAGGUCCAGUGCGGGAGGGUCACCUUCCAGUUCCAGUGCUCCUCGGACAGCACCAACGGAACGGGGGUGCAGGGGGGGCAGAUCCCUGAACUCAUCUACUAUGCCUGACCCUACGACCAGGCUUUCCCACCGCUCCCGGUUGUUCUGUCCAUCAGGCUUUGCGCUAAUGAAGUUUCCGGAAUUUUCUUAUGUGGGAACUACCCCUGGGAGUUUUCUUGUCCUGAGAUGGCUUGCCCACCACUCCUGGUUGUUCUGUCCAUUGGGCUUUGCGCUGAAGAGGUUUUCUACAUUGGGCCUACUCCUGGGAGUUUUCAUGCCACACUGGGUACCAGACAGACGUGGUUCACAGAAAUUUUGGGGGAAAUGCUGGGAAAAGCUAUCUCUUAAGUUCAACAAACAUUGAUUGUGUGCAAUGUGAUGAGCAAGUCUGGAGGAUUGGGAGAUUAAUUUGACCAAACAAAGUGAGUCUCUUACUAUUGAAAACACCACUGGAGUAUGCAAAACACUGGUAACUCAAUCAUGACAUUGAAAGAUGGUGUGCAACAGCAUUUGCUUUUGAUUCUAUAUUGGAUUGUGUAUUUGUGUAAAUAGAUCUGAAAGGUUUAAUGUGUGCAACAACUUUAUGGCUGCUUGUCCGGAAUUUGUAAUUAAUGUUCAAUAUAAGCAAACUUGUAAGAUAAUGGUCUGUGUGUUAAUGCUUACAAUGAAAGCACAUGUUUAGUGCAGCAAUACCAAACAACAGCUUUAAAAGGCUUUUCAUGGCUGUGCUUAUCACAUAUCCAUAAGUGCUGUUUUAAUGACUUAGAAAAAGCAAUCCUGAUAUUUAACACCAAAGUGUUUGCUCUUGAAGUUGCAAUUAUGUUGCUAUUUGCUCCUUACAAGAACACAAGGCACAUUUUGAUUACACACAUAUUGGAUAUCUGGCUUAUUACCUGCAAUUUAAUGAACGACUUUGAAAAGUCAUGAAUGGGUGAAAAUUGGCUUCUGUAUUAGAGUUUGAACAUCGCAGAAAAUGAGAUCUGCUGAUGAAAUCUCGUGCCCGCUGCUCACUGAAAAAUGGUCUGCAGAAGUCUGUGACUGACUCAAUCUGCAUAAAUUGAAGUGUUAAGGUCCACUGUGCUUCCAUUAUAAAUCUCUCUCGUGGUCUAGAUGCUGGAUGCUCUAACUCCAAUUAAGGUUAUCUCAUUAUACUCAAAAGAAAAAUAUUUAUUUAUUUAUUUAUUCAUACUUAAGUCAGCUCUUUGGCCUGUUCCACGACUAUGUAAUAUUUAAUUGCUUUAUGUCACAUUUGAAUAUUUAUUGGUUGAAUAUUGAAUAUUAUUUAUUUCAUAUUUGUUGGUAAAGCUUUAGUCAGCUUUACGUAUUUUUUAAGCUUACGAAGGCUGACAUAAUGAAUGCUUUUUGUGUGUUUAUUCUUGUCAUGUUUGUUAAAUAUGCUGUGGAGUUUCAUUCUCACAGACCCAAAAGUAUGAUUUAAAAAGUAAUGGAAUGGAAAAUGAAAACAACUACGUGUACUGUUUACACCAGUUUUGGAUUGUGAUAACAUGUAGCGCUAACAUAUUUUGCACUUUAUGGAGUAUUGCUUCAUGACUUUAACACUCUUGAUGUAUACUGUCCAAUAUAUCAGUAUGUACAGUAAAAUGUUGCUUAUAUUGUAUGUUUUUUUAACUUGUGAAAGUAAAUAGGCAGCUUUUUUGAUUUUCUCCUGCUAGCGGGAACGAGUGAGGGCCGUUUGUCAUCCGCAGUGAGGAGGAGGAGGGCGAUGGGGUGAUGAAGGACCUUGGGGCGAAUCUUUCCGUGCUGUGUGUCCAUGUACUGCCUGUAGACCCAUGAAUGUGUAUGAUAGUAGCAAAUGAAAAUAAAAUGGCUGGUUACAUAUUAAUGAUACUGUGUUAACUGUGAUUUGAAGAAAAACAAGCAGAAUGUGAUUGACUUUUUUCUACGCUUAUUUUCAAACGUGUCUACACGGACCACUUCCUGUCACUGAAGAGGGAGACGGCAGGACCAAAGUAGUCCCCACUGUGGGAUUACUGGUUUGUUUUCACUAAACCAGGGAUCAUCAAAUCACGGUCCUCAAGGUCUGAGAACUGUUGAUUUUCCAUCCUCCCUUUACCUCCCAUUACUGUCAGGUGUGAAUCAGGAGCCCUGGUUGUUCAGCUAAUUACCUGGGAGAAAGGAAAACCAGGCCUAGAUUUGUAUUCAAGGUCCAUAUUUGAUGAUUGCGACACUAAACUGUCUAUGAUCUUACUUCACAAUUAAAUCAGAGAAUACUCAA
Molecule: messenger RNA, 3985 nt
Organism: Conger conger (European conger)
Lineage: Eukaryota; Metazoa; Chordata; Actinopteri; Anguilliformes; Congridae
Gene: btbd3b
Product: BTB (POZ) domain containing 3b
Exons: 4
Coding region: 268-1818 (516 amino acids)
Biological process (GO): cerebral cortex development; neurogenesis; dendrite morphogenesis
Cellular component (GO): cytosol
Molecular function (GO): protein binding
Source: RefSeq, a predicted model, not a curated record